AUGGUUACCGAAACUCCCAGCCCGGUUCAUUUCUUCUCCCAUGGCUCGACUGCUAUGCUUGGAGAAGCGUCAAGAUCCGCCGACUAUUGGAAAAAAUGCGGCGACGAAGCGCUAGCAAACGGCGUCAAGCAUGUUGUGAUAAUGGGCGCUCACUGGGCUACGGUGGGCGAUGCCAUCGAGGUUGCCGCAAAUCCAACGCCUAAGAAGUCACCAGUGGCUUACGUGCACCCUUCCAAAUAUGUCGAUUACGAAUUAGUUGCAGACUUGCCCAUGGCAGACAAGUGUGUUAAGUUGUUGUUAGACGCGGGAUUCAAUGCUAAAAUCAACCAAACGUUUGACUGGAUUCAUGACACGUUCUUAAUCCUUAUUCGCAUGUUUCCUGCUGGUUGUCCGCCGACAACGAUAAUCAGCAUGAACGCUCGGUAUGACCCACAUUACCACGUCAGAGUUGGCGAUGCGCUGGCUCCUCUUCGAUAUGAGAGCGAGAGGACUCUGGUCAUUGGCACUGGCGGCUCGGUCCACAAUCUGUACAGAAAUUCAUGGGGUCAAAUGUUGAUGUAUCAGGACAACUUUGCCCAAGAGAAUCCACCAGAUAUCGCCAUGUUGGACUUUAGACAGGAGUUUGAAGAUGCAAUAACGAAGCAUUCGGGAUUUGCUUUACGUCGAGCAAUUACCAUGUUGAUGAAAUUACCGAAUUACAGAGACGCUCAUGGAACAGAUGAUCAUUUCAUUCCGGCUUGUUUUGUCGCUGGAGCUGCAGGUAGACUAGAAGAUGAAGGGGCUAAAUGCGAGUUAGGAGCAGAGGACUGGGAGCUACAGAACAUGUGUAAUUCGCAGUAUACGCUAGGCUCGUGGUCGACAGACAUCAAGGCUUAG
Messenger RNA from Glarea lozoyensis ATCC 20868, 876 nucleotides. Its product is annotated as LigB subunit of an aromatic-ring-opening dioxygenase LigAB. Lineage: Eukaryota; Fungi; Ascomycota; Leotiomycetes; Helotiales; Helotiaceae. The transcript is spliced from 2 exons. Bases 1 to 876 code for a protein of 291 amino acids. Gene Ontology annotation, molecular function: oxidoreductase activity, acting on single donors with incorporation of molecular oxygen; ferrous iron binding; zinc ion binding. The record is from RefSeq and is a predicted model, not a curated record.